Molecule: messenger RNA, 2139 nt
Organism: Trichoderma citrinoviride
Lineage: Eukaryota; Fungi; Ascomycota; Sordariomycetes; Hypocreales; Hypocreaceae
Exons: 1
Coding region: 1-2139 (712 amino acids)
Source: RefSeq, a predicted model, not a curated record
AUGGAAGAUCCGUGGGGUUCGCCGUGGGCUGUAGACUCGUCUCCAGCCAGGAUCGAGCUCCCAAGCGCGCCCCAGAACGCGCACUUCUCCGCCGACCACCUCUUCCCUCGCCGCGGCUCUCGUUCGCCGGCGCCGCCGUCGCGAUCGCGGUCACCGGCGGGGUGGGAGGACGACGAGGCCUGGGGCGGGUGGAAUGGCGGUGCGGCUUCUGACGGCGGUGGCGGCGGCAGUGGCAAGGAGAGCCCCGGAUGGGGGAGGAGCCCUGGGCUGAAGCCGGUGCAGGUCGCGCCGUCGGUGAGGUCUCUGUCGCCGGAUCCCUGGAAAGAGGUGGCCUUGAAGCGACUGGAUACGACGGCGGCGCUGGAGAAUGAUGAAGAGCGGGAGCCCAGGGCGAGGAGAGCUUCGGAGACGUCGGGCGACGAUCGAGCUGUAGAUUCCGCAAUCAGCCUUGGCGAAGAGCAGGGCUUGCAGAGAGGAAAGCAGUUGAAGAGUGAUAUCGUUCCCCUCGUGGUGCCGCCGUUGGAAAUUGAUGCGGCAGAGGGCGCAUGGGAUGCGGAAGUCGCGCCGGAAGCGCCGGCUGUCGAUGCAGUGAUUCCGGCUAUUCAGCUCGAACAGCCAGACUUUGCUCCCGACACUGGAUUAUCGCCAGUACUUGAUGUUGUCUGUGGAGAGGAGAAACAUGAGAUUUCAACGGCAGCUGAUGAUAUCCUUCGUGAAGAGGAGGCGAAUAUUGUUCCAGGGAGUUUCGAGGUGGAGGAUCAACAACGGCCCACAGCUGCCGUCGAAGUGAUGGGCAAUGCUGCUGAAGAUGCGGCAAUCGUUAUAGAGCCGGUUAUCAGCCAGCCAUUGCCCACUGAGGCUGAACUCGCCGCUGAAUCCCAGGCCUGGCAACAAGAAUCGGAGGUUAAGAUAUCCAAAGCGCCAGCAGUGAGUGAAGUCGACAGUCUGGGAGUACCAGCUCCUACUUUUCCGGACGAGACUGUGGAACGUUCUCCAUCUCGGGCAUCAAACAAACCAACCCUUCACUUUCCUAUUGAUCUUACCCUUCUCGACGACUUAUUUCCAGACACGCCGCCUAUCACAACCGAACCGGAGCUGGUUCCGGAUGUCAUCAUCGAUGACACCUUUGCUUCAGGCAGCGAGCGCAGAGCAUGGUACCUCAUUUCCCGCUUCGGGUCGAUGCGGAAGCACGAUAUGGGGGAUGAUGAUAACUAUGUGCGGGUCGGCUGGGCCGGGUCUCAAAUUCGAGAGCAGACUACCCAGACCGUGAGGAGAUGGAUGGAAGAAGACUCCAUUACCGGGCGCGUGGUCCUGGGCAGACGACUUGGAGGCUCGGGUGCGGCCAUGUUCAACUGGAACUCAUCAGCACCGCCGGUGGAAAUCGGAGAGUUCCUGGGAAGGCACUCGAGAAACUCGUCCAUGACUGUCCACUCGGCAGCUGAAUCACCUACUGCGUCGUCAUUCGGUUGGAACAGUAGCGUCCCAUCGUCACCAGCGGCUUCCAGGCAUCCUCUGGCCAAUGAGGUCCCGCAAGAAGAUGCGCGAGAAGUGCCAUCCCCCAAAGAAACCAAAGCGGACCCGGCUCUACAAUCGCUGUCUCUCGCGCCGCCGCCUCUGCACAACACUCGGGCGCAUAUCCCCACGCCCAUUCACAUCCCACCCACGUACAGCAUACAUCAAGACGAGGAUGAUGACGACUGGGGCGAGAUGAUGACCGCCACGCCGACCACUACCAUGUCAUUCACCGAGGACGAAGAAACUACGAGCAAGCGUUACAGCGUUCCUCCUCAGUCUGCUUUCCAGUUCGACACGGUGGUCGACAGUCUCAAACCCGUCCCACCAAAGACGGACAAGGCGCCGAGCAAACGACCAUUCUCGUGGCACCUGGGACAAACGCUCAGCAAGCCCUUUAGGCGAGGGCCCAAGACGCCCUCAACGCCAUCGUUCCCCAGCCCACUCUCGAAACCAUUGACGCCGCCCCAGGUUGCUCAAGCGGCAACUCCUCGCCAUGGGCACAACGUAUCUGCCAGUGUGUCGUUUAUUCAGCCGGCAGAACGACCUAAUUUGAGCGCGGAGGAGGAGGAGACUGUGGCUAAGCUGUUGGGGGAUAUUCCUGAUCUCACGUACAUGUUGCGUUAA